UCAGGGCAGGUGCCAGUAAAGAAAUUAAAACACAGCACAGAUUGUACUGGAUGCCAGAUCGAAUUGGAAGCCAGUGUAGAAAACUCAGGAGGGGUGGCAGGGUCCCGUUUCCUAGCUCUAACCACCGGAUAAUGAUACAGUUAGCAGUAUUUAACUUUUGGAUUUGUGGAUGAAUCAGUGCCUGUUGUGGUUAUGUGUGUCCUCAGAAGCUAUAUUUAUGGGGAAGAAAGUACCUCAAUCUCCUUUCAAUUGAGCUGAACAUCAUAUAAUUGUUGGGGUAGAAAUGGGGAAUAGGUUAGAGCCAUUUUCUCAAUUGCUUAAGGUGGUCUUUUGAAAAACACUUUUUGUAUUUUAAAGUUUUAAAAACUGUUUACACCAAGGCUUUACAAAGUUCUUGAGUAUAAUAACAAAUUGCAUUGUUGUGAUUUGAAAGAUUUAGUAGAUUUCUGGUUUCAAGAACUUGCAUGCUUGUACCAUAUAAACAAUCUUUCCCCACCCAGGAAAAAAAGGUUGAACAGCUUGUGCAGCUGUGAUUUUAUAAGCAAGGCAAAUAUUUACACUUGCAAUACUACUGUUUAUUAUAUUUAUCAUCUUCAUAGUUAAAUUAUUUUCCCAGGUUGUAAGUGUUGCCAGGCUGAAUGUACUACAGACAAGAGCAUUCUGCUGGAGGAUAGACUGGAGGGAGUAAAGGCUUGAGAGUGUAUGCCGUAUACUUUAGUAAGAAUUAGUAGAGGAGAGGAGGAACAAGAUAUAUGAAGGGGAAGAACAAUUGAAUCUGUAUGUUUAAAUGAGAGUAGAGGGCAAGAGCAUUGGCCUGUAUAUAAACAUGAAGCUGUUUGGCUGUCCUGGCAUGGGUUAUGAAUUUUUUACAUCAUAUCACUACCAUUGUGAUUGUGACAAAGUAGGGUUUUUCCUAAAUUUUAUGUAGACAUGUUUUAUAGACUGGAGAGCAGGUGGAUGUUUUGUCUUUGAUGUCAGUACAGGUCCAUACGAUGUUUCAAAUGUUCAUCAAGAAUAUAUAUAGGAGCCUGUGAUAUGUUGGUAAAACAAACUUUUUGUUUCUAUUUUGUAUUUUGUUGUUCAUGUGAUGGUGUUUUGUUAGGUGUUGAUAGCAAACACUUCAGCAAAUAAGACAAAAAUGCACAUUUUUAGUGAAGUUAUGUCGCAAGACUUAUACAAGUCAUUGCUGAUACAUGUAUAAGUGUGUAUUUAGUCUGAUUUUUUUGCAGAUGUAGUGGCCAGUAGAGGGUCAGAGGAAUAUGUGGCCUAUAUGCAUGGAUUAAAACAUUUCUUUCACUUUUGUAAUUUUUUAUGACAAUUAAAAUUUGCGAGCGUUAAUUCCUGUAUGUUAUAUGUUGUGUGAACGAAAAAGUUGUCAAACUGCAUUUUAAGCUUGAUUUGUUCUAUUGUUGGCUACAAUGCAGAUGCGUAUUAUGACACUUUUUAAAAAAUAGUAAUGGGAGUAAAACACAAGUCACAUUCCUGUUUCAGAUGAAGAUAUGUGGUUAAUAGUUAAAUAGCUGUGGAAAUAAUAAGUGGGAACGAAGAGAUUGGGUAGGUUGAGACUUUCGCUUCAAACUGAAUUUAAAGAAGCUUUCAUAUAAAUGAUACAACAGUAAGUUGCUAAGUUACUCUGCAUGGUGCUUAUUAGCAAAUCGUGUUUCUUCAGCAAAUUAUAAAACGCCGGCUUUCAAUUGGUAAACUCGUUGUGGGUACACCUUUCCGAGAAACAAAAGACAGUAACAAUAAUAUUAAAUAUGAAUCGCAGCAUCGCUAGUUAGGUUUAGGCCCCAGUGAUAUCGGUAAAUUUAGAAACAAUCCACUUAACGUCUUGAACCAUUUAGAGAUACUAGAAUAUUUGAUCAUUUCUGUGGGAUUUUUCACUUUACUGACCAGUUAUUUGUUAAAAGUUCAAAUAUCUAUGAUGCUUCAUGAACAAACUAAUGGAAUACAAUGCUGACAUAAGUCGAUUAUUCUGAAACUUUGCCUGUAUUUUUCUGUACAUUCCUCUCAAACGCUUGGUAAGCGCAAGUCAUGGCUGGUUGCUGAGGAGAGUUUCAAUUGUGGUUAGCGAUGACAGACUACGGAUUAAAUGAAGUUAACAUUGUAAGUUACCUGGACACAACAUGGAGGAUGCAUACAAAACUACCAUGGACUAUUUAUACAUUCGCUUUGAUGUCUUAAAUCACUGGCGUCAGUUUGGAGUGAUGUGUGGUCUGUCCACAGACACAGAGAUUGCUAGCUUCCUGCUCAGACAUUAUGAAGACACCUGUAGCCAGCAACCCACCAGAGAAUUUUGUGCUGCAUGCCAAGCUCCACUUCCACUUGUUUGUGAUCUCUGCAGCUUUAGAUCUGGUCGAGUGAAAACAGCCCCAACGAAUUCCUCUAUAACUAUGGUGUUGGAAAAGGAAGAGAUAAGCAAAGAAGAUCCUGUUCAAACCAUGGAUCCAGAAAAGAUGAAGAAUGGCAGAUGGCAAUUCUGUGUUGUUCAGACAGCUGAGGAAGAUCAGGCAAUGAAUGAGUCAAGGACACAUGCCAGUGAUAGACAAGAGCAAAUAAGGGUUUCUGACCCAAAGGUUCCAGCCCAGCAACAAGAUUUGACCUUCGUAAAGACUGAUGACCUGGCAGAAGAAAACAAAUCUGAUGACACAGGAGAUGAUUGUGUGACAGAGGAGCAACCUGAGGAUGAGUUCAUGGGCUUGUCUGUAGACUUUUCUUCAUCAUCUGAAUCAGAGGAGGAGUGUAUCGGGGAUAAACGUCCACAGAAGGCAGUUGGUCAAAAGGGAAAAAGAAAAGGCAGAGGUAAAGUAAAGCACUUUGCCUGCACAGACUGUGAUGCUAUUUUCACUGAAAAAUACAGACUUCAGAGGCAUAAAAAAAUUCACACCCUCAUACCUGGUAAAGCUCCACCAGUCACCUGUGUAAUCUGCCGCAAGACAUUCAAAUGGAAGGGCAGCUUGCAAGCACACAUGCGUUCCCAUACUGGCAAAAAACCAUUUCAGUGCCGGGAGUGUGAUGCUGCUUUUUGUCAGCCUAGUGAACUGGGAGAACACAUGCCAACUCAUGAAAAUUCUCUGCAGUUUCCUAAAUCCUACAAAUGCAGUGAGUGCAAGUCUUCUUUUGCCAGGUUGAACAGACUGACCAAGCAUGUGUGGCGGCAUUCGUUAGAGAAGAAAUACAAAUGUCCUCAUUGUGAUGCAGCUUUUACCGACUCAUCAAAUUUUGCAGUGCACGUCCGCAUUCACACAGGUGACAAGCCCUUUACAUGUUAUGAAUGUGGUGCAGCUUUUGCUCAGUCAGGAAACCUUGCCAGACACAUUAGGACACACACAGGUGACAAACCAUACAUCUGCACAGAGUGUGGUGCAUCGUUUGCUGAAUCCAACCAUGUCACGAAACACAUGCGUGUUCACACAGGUGAAAGACCUUACCUCUGCCAGCUGUGUGGAACAGCUUUUACAGAGUCUGGCUCACUAACAACACAUAUGAGGAUUCACACCGGAGAUAAACCAUACAAAUGUGACAUUUGUGAGAAGUCUUUUACCAGAAUGAGUGUUCUGACAAUCCACAAGAGAAUUCAUACUGGCUAUAAACCGUUCAUUUGUCAUGAAUGUGGCGCCUCAUUUUCCGAUGCAUCCAAUUUUCGAAGACACAAACGUAAACAUGUUAAUGGUAAGCUAUCAUUUACAUUUAAUGUCACCUGAAUACAAUGUCCUCAUUACUAACAAA
Pomacea canaliculata is the source of this 3729-nucleotide messenger RNA. Its product is annotated as zinc finger protein 501-like. Gene Ontology annotation, cellular component: nucleus. Gene Ontology annotation, molecular function: DNA-binding transcription factor activity, RNA polymerase II-specific; RNA polymerase II cis-regulatory region sequence-specific DNA binding. The record is from RefSeq and is a predicted model, not a curated record. Gene Ontology annotation, biological process: regulation of transcription by RNA polymerase II. The coding region runs from base 2127 to 3704 and encodes 525 amino acids. The transcript is spliced from 4 exons. Lineage: Eukaryota; Metazoa; Mollusca; Gastropoda; Architaenioglossa; Ampullariidae.